AUCCCUUAGUCCACCUGUCUCCCUUUCGUAUUUCGUAUUUCCUACCAAACCGGCAAGUUCGGUAGCGCUAGUCGCAUUCGCUUCUUCUUCGAAAAAUCCAAACAGUCUUUUCAAAUUUGUUUCCUUCGUUCAUAUCCUUCCAGUCUACUCUCCACCCUUUACAAUCAAUCAAUCAGCCCAUAUCGGUCUAAAUCUUAAUACCAAACAAAGGAAGAAAAAUAAUGUUGUUCAAAACCGCCCUCCUAGCGAGCACCUUCGCCCUCCUCUCGAACGCUCAAUCCAGCGUAUCAAGCGACCCACCAACCCCAAGCGGGAGCGUAAAGCAGCACGUGAUCCAAGUUGGAGAUGCGGCCGGCACGCUAAAGUUCUUUCCAGAAGCCGUGACAGCCGUCCCCGGCGACAUGGUGCAAUUCCAAUUCUACCCCCAAGUAUGCUUUCCCUCCCUCCUUGCGCUCGGUAUGAGCAGAAAAUAAGGUUCUGACGGGAGGUAAAAAAAUAAAAUAAACAGAACCACUCGGUAGCCCAAGCCUCCUUCGACAAGCCCUGCGAGCCCCUCGCUCAGUCGAACGGUACGGCGGGUUUCUGGUCCGGCUUCAUGCCGGUGUCCGCGUCCAGCACGGUGAUGCCCAUCUUCUCCAUCCGCAUCAACGAUACCAGGCCGAUAUGGUUCUACUGCGCCACCGGCCGGCACUGUCAGGGCGGCAUGACGGGCGUUAUCAACCCGCCCGCAACGGGGGAUCGUACCGCCGCCUCGUUCAAAUCCGCCGCCUCGAAUGUCGCGCUGACCGGGGUUCCGGGCAGCGCUGCGGGUUCCGGGGGGUCGAAUUCGACUUCCGGGGCCGGAAGCGGAGGCGCAAGUGGAAGUGGUGGGAGUUCCGGUACUGGUCUUGGUAGCAUAAUCCCUGGGAACAAUACUAACGGUGGGGCAGUACCGAGCGUUACGCCAGCCCCCGGCGCCGCGAGCGAACUUCGUGUCUGGAAGGGGUGGGCCGUUGUGGUUGGUGGGAUUGUGGGGUUGCUGGUGCUA
This is a messenger RNA of Tuber aestivum (summer truffle), 1027 nucleotides long. Lineage: Eukaryota; Fungi; Ascomycota; Pezizomycetes; Pezizales; Tuberaceae. The record is from the annotation of a GenBank genome assembly.